Cinara cedri is the source of this 7160-nucleotide messenger RNA. NCBI's taxonomy places the organism in Eukaryota, Metazoa, Arthropoda, Insecta, Hemiptera, Aphididae. The record is from the annotation of a GenBank genome assembly.
AUGUACAAAAACAAAAUAUUACAAUCAAUAUUUAAGACAAACAAUUACACUCAUCACUUUAACCCCAUAACGAAGUGGUUAAGUAGUGUUGCAAACGAAAGUGCUUUAUUAGACGAAAAUUUGACCAAACGUUUGGAAACUGUAUCUCUAGUUGGAUUUUCAAAACAAAGUGGUUUCGAAGUUUUAAGUGCUUCUGUAAAGUUUGCUGAUUGUAUUACACACAUAAAAACCACUGAAGUGCUACCACUUAUUACUGUUCUAGAAACUUGGUAAGUUACAACAAUACUACAUAAUUAUCAAAAAACCCGUGAUCAAAAUAAAUCAAUAUAAUUGAUAAAAAUAUGUGUUUCUUCUAAAUGUAUACAUUUCAGUUAUUUAUAACUGCUCAAUGUAGAAUAUCUAAAAUGGAUUCAUAAUAUUUUUAUUUGUAUAAUUAAUAAUACUAUUUUUGACUGAUCAUUUUUUAUUUUAUAUUGAUUUUUUUUGAAAAUAAAUCCUUUAGUGAUAAACAAAUACCUAUAAGAAAUAAAAUGCACAGUAUCCCAAUGGUUUGAUUAUUUUAAAUAUAAAACCUUUAAACACUCAUUAAAUUAUCCCAUAUGUAUUUGUGAUACUUUAUUUGUAUGUAAAUAACAAUAUAUAUAUAUAUUUAUUUAUUAAUAUAAAACUAUGUUUAAACUACAAACAAUAAAAUCUAUACAGAAUAUUAAUAAAACAAUAUACUUUAGUCCUUAACAGGAUACAGAAAAUAUGCCUAUAUAAUAUUUAAUGAUCAACUUAUAUAGGUAAGUUUUUAUUAAGAAGGUUUUAACUUUAUAUUUGUAUACAUUUAAUUUAUGAACACUUGUACCUAUCUAACUUGGGAGAAAAAAAUUAUGUAGGUAGGUAGUAUACCUACAUUAAAAAAGUUUGACUGACAAAAAUAAGAUAUUAUAAUCAUAUUUACUGUCUCAGCCUAACUAACGCGCAACCACAAACCUAUAAACUAGUUUGUAAGUCUAUGCGUGCAACAUAGCAAAGUUACAUUACUUAGAACAUACAUUAUGGCUUUUAGAUUGAAAUUAGAGUUUAUUUACAUAUAACGAAACAAUUUUUUUUGUCAAAUAAUUUGAAUCGUGCAAUCAGUAUAGAUAUUUAUAUAAUAAGUAUAUUUUUGAUACAAGUAUAUGAAUAUAUUAUUUACAACAUAAAAAUAAAAAAAAAUAAUAAUAAUUAUAAAUUUAACUAGAUUUAAGUUUUUAGUAAAUAGGCUUGAUUGGUUUGAUUAAAGAUAUUAUUUAAUAAUAUGAUUUCAUAACAUGGAUGUCUGUAGUUAUUCAGCCAGUGGGUCUUAGCAUCAUUUAUGUUUCAAAUGCCUACCAUGGUCACAUGGGAUAGUAUAGGAAGAGAGGUCUCGAAUGAGGGGAUUUUGUGAACUUUUUAUGGUUUGGACUUUUUAAAUGGAAGCAUUUGUUCAAUGUUUGACUAUGUUUAUUACAGUCAGGAUGUAGAGUCUGAUAAAAAUCAUUUGGUACUUAGAAUACAUGCAUUGGAUUAUCUGGUAAAGACAUUUGGGAGGUUUUGAUUCUGAUUUUAUUUGAAAUCUUGGCUAAAUCCCAAAAUUAAAUACCGUAGAAUCAGACAGAUUAGAAAAAUGAUAACAAAAUCUAUUAAAGAGAAUAUUUUCAAGGGAAGAACAUUUCUCCUUAUCUAUCUCAAACGAAAAAGUUACAACCAUUUUAAACAUAAAAAAUUAACAUGCUUCUCACAUUUUUGUUUGGCAAUAUUUUAGAAAUAAAAUCAGCUAUUAUAACAAAUAGUCUCCUCUUUAAAUAUUAUUAGGAUCUGUGUUUACAUACCAAUUUGAACCAUAAACACUGCAAUUAUGUUUUAGUUAACGUGAUUUUGAUAGCAUUUAUCUCAUGUGCUUGUAUAGCACAUGCGUUAGACUUAAACAGUAAUUGCAGGUACCUGAUGACUUCUUUUAAUGAUAAAAAGAAAAUUAAUUAUUUACAUUUAUUUAUCAGUAGUUAAAUACUAUUGAGAUUUUUAGAAAAUUAUUAAGGAUGCAACUGUUACUAAAUAAGUAAUAAUGACAAUUUUCUAUUUAUCAAUAAAAAAUAGGCUACUGGCGUAUCUAGAGAAAAAUGAUAUUCUUCCAAUAACACAAUUUGGUUUCAGAAAAAAUAUUAUUACGAAAUACACUAGCAUACUUAACAAAAGAACUAUAUUCAGGCAUAGAUAAAAAAAAUAAAAUUAUAAGAGUAUUGAUGGGCCAUAGUAAGACCUUUGAUAGCAUUUCACACAACAUAUGUACUAAGUAUCUUUCAUAGAAAUAACUGACAAAUCUUUCUCAUUGUUUAAAUCAUAUCUUCACAAACGAAAACAGCAGGUUAAAAUUAAUAAUCAUUGUAGUAAAGAAAAAAUAAUUACAAAUGCUUCAUUCCAAUAGGCCUAAGGCUUAUAAAAAAUAUGCCCAGCGCAUCGUGGAAUUGCUUAUCAUAUGAAAACUUUAAAAAGUUUGUUAGAUAAUGGUUAUUACAAACAAAAUUUGAAAUUUAAAAAAUACUGACAACUCACUAUAAACCAACUGUAAUCACCUCUUAUCCUCAAUUUACUUCUAUUAAUCUACUUACUUUAUGUUAUAUAAGGUUAUAUUAUUCUAUUAAACACCAAUAAUAACCUAAUUUUACUCUUGUUAUAUUCAAUGUAUAUGUUAAUCAUUUAUUUUAUUUUUUUGUAAAUAUUUGUAAAAAUUAAUAUUAGGUACCAUUUUGUUAUUAAUAUAAGUACUUAUUGUUCCACAAUAUAAGGGUAGACCUUAGUGUAGAGCAAUUUCUCAUUUUUCUAUAUUUUUCUGUAAUAUUUAAGUAUGUUUCUCAUAACUAGAAUAAAUUAUUAUUAUUAUCUGUCUUGAAGUCACUAUUAUAAGAUAAUUUUUUUUUAAUGUAGAUCCUGGAUUCAAAUAUGGCAAAAACUAAAAAUACAGCAGCACCAAAGAAACAAAAAGUAAAAUGGACUACAAAAAAAAUGAAUUUAAAAAAAAAGGCUGCGCCAGAAAAUGUUGAGAAUAUUAAUUGCAAUGAUACAAAUGUUCUUGAAUUAAUGACAAAACAUCCAGAACUAAAUCAAACAUUUGAAUAUAUUUUGUAUUCUAAUAAGUACAAACAUACAAUUACUGAUGUUACAAAUAUUAUAAAAAUGCUUAUGUCUAAAUUGGAUGAACUGCAUAAUGAUAAGGUUGACCUUAAAAAUACUUAUGGAACAAUUAAUCUUAACUAUAAAAUUAAAGGUUUAGUCCAGAGUACUGCAAUUAAUUUAUCUCAUGUAGUUGAUCAAUUAAAUGUGAAUGAAUCUACAUUCUUAAAUUUUGCACGCAACUUUACGCCACAGAAAGUAACAAAUGAAAAAGCUACAGAUAAUUUAAUACCUUGUGAUUCGAAUAUGGUUUCAGAAGAACCUAUUGUUAAUAGUUCUCCUAUGUACAACGACAAUCAUCCAAAUUCAUCAUCUAUAGAUAUAAAACCUGAAAUAAAAGACUGUCCUAAUACAGAUAUAUUUGGUUGUAAUUACACUAUUAUAUUAUCAUCAGAUGAUGAGGAUGAAGAAUCAAAUGGUACGACUAGCAACAUAAGUUCAACUAAAAUUAAACCUAAAAAUGAUGAUCAAGACAUAGAAAAUUAUAUAGUAGGAUCAGAUAUAAAAGAUAUUUUAUUAUUUGAUAAUGAAGCAGCUUCUUCAUUUAAUAAUACUAUAUCAUCAGUUUCAUCACAGCAUUUAACAUCUUUACCAAAAGCUAAAAAAAUUAAGCAAAUAGUGUCUGAUGAAGUUGUAUAUGAAGCAAGAAAGUCAGACUUUAGUUUAAGAAAACGAUUAAUUGAACGUAACCGUGAAAUGUUGGUAUUAGUAACACAAUUAAAUCUACAGAGACAUAAUAUAGUAUUGGAAUUUGAUACAGUUUCCAAAACACCCUUUUUAACGAUUCAUAAAGACCUAGCAAAAGUUUUAAAAAAACAUCAGAUAGAAGGUAUUCGUUUUUUGUGGAACACAGUUUUUGAAACUAUAGAUAAGACUAAUAAUACAAAUGGCACAGGGUGUAUUUUAGCACAUAGAAUGGGCGUAGGAAAAUCGUUGCAAAUCAUAGUUUUAAUGUAUACAAUACUUUGCCAUAGACAAAUUAAUAUAAAAACCUUUUUAAUAAUUUGUCCUCCUGGAUUAAUUUAUAGUUGGAUGGAUGAGAUAUUUAAGUGGUUAAAAGAUAUUGACAAACAUGAAGUGAUCAAAGUGUAUGAUUUACCUAAAACAAAUAAAUUAUACAAUAUAACAAACAUAGCUACAUGGCAAUCUAAAGGUGGAAUUCUUAUACUUAGCUAUGAUAACUUUAAGUCAUUAGUUAAUUGUAAACAAGAUGAUUUAAGUGAAGCAUUUUCUCAUGCUUUAAUCAACCCUGGGCCAGAUGUUGUUAUUCUGGAUGAAGGGCAUUAUAUUAAGAAUACCAACACUAAACUAUUAAAAAGCUUAACACAAAUCAGAACAAAAAGAAGAAUAGUAUUAACUGGAACUCCAAUGCAAAAUUCUCUUAAAGAAUAUUACACAAUGGUAGAUUUUGUUAAACCUAACAUAUUGGGAAAUUUUAAAGAAUUUACUACAACAUUUAUAAAACCAAUUAAUUCAGGUCAAUUUUUAGAAUCUAGUGAAGAAGCUGUUAGAGUUAUGAAACAACGUACAUUCAUUUUACAUAAACUUUUAGAAUAUUGUGUCCAUCGUAUUGAUGAUCAAGAUUUAAAACCUUUAUUUACAGAAAAAAUUGAAUAUACAAUAGAAGUAAAUAUGACUGAGUUUCAAUGUGAAUUAUAUCAGAAGUUCUUAAAUAAUGAUAAAACAUCUAAUGAUAGUUCUAGUGUAUUUUUACGUUUACACAUCUUAACAUUAAUAACUCUACAUCCAUUAACAUUAUACAGAUUGAUUCAUUAUAAUACCAAGCAACCAGAGUUUGGAACUGCUUCAUUUGAUCAAAAAUUUACUAAGGAUUUGAUGUGGAUAUUAGAUUAUAAAGAUGAUCCAAGAUUUUUCGAAGCUAAACAAAGUAAUAAAAUAAUUUAUGUUUUAAAUGUGAUUGAUGAGUGCCAGAAAAAAAAUGAAAAAGUACUUUGUUUUUUAAAAUCUCCAUUAGCUUUAGAUGCCUUAGAAUAUUUUUUACAAAAAAAAUUGAAUUGGGUUUUAGGAAAUGAUUAUUUAAGAAUGGAUGGAAAAACACCAUUGCCUAUACGAAAUCAAAUGUGCGAAGCAUUUAAUAAUCCUGACAAUCCCUCUAAACUUUUUAUAUUAUCUAUGGGUACUAGUGUUCUAGGAUAUAAUAUGGUAGGUGCAAAUAGAGUAUUAUUACUAAGUACAUCGUGGAAUCCAAGUAACGAUAUACAAGCUAUUUAUAGAUGUUUAAGAUUUGGGCAGAAAAAAACCGUUUAUGUCAACAGAUUGUUAGCUAAAGGAACUGUAGAGCCAAAAGCAUAUUAUCGGCAAAUUUCUAAACUGGGAAUGGCUAGGAGUGUUGUAGAUUUGCAGCAUAUGAGUAGAAAAGUAUCAUAUGAUCAAACUAAUGACUUAUUUACUUUUGAUCCAUCAAAACAUUAUUCCACUUUACUUCCUAACACCAAGGAUCCAGUACUGAACCAGUUAAUCAGGAAUAAUUUUGGAAAAAUAAAUAAUUUAAAAGAACAUGAUUCUAUGCUUGUUGAGUCUGUAGAUGAUCAAUUGACACCUGAUGAGCGUAAAAAUCUUUGGCUAUCAUUUAAGAACAGUGCAUUAGGAAAAAAAAGUUUGAUUACCCCAAAACCACUAAAUAAAUUACAGAAAAAUUUACAUCAAAAUACACAUAACACUCUGAUAGUAAAUGAAGAUAUUAAACAAGAACCAAAUAAUGCAGAUUUUACUCCUACAAAUAGUUUCCAAUGUGAUGCACAAGUUUCUCCUUCAAACUCAAAUGAAGAUAUAAAUUCUAAACGACUAAACACAUAUUUCAAUAACUCUAUUCCAACAACGUCACCUUCAUUUACUGGAAAACACACACAAUUUACUAAUUUGGGUCCAGAAAAUGUUAAUACAACUGAUAGACGUAAUAAGUGGAAAAAUGUUGAAUCUAUACAAAACCAAUUUAGAAAUUUUCAAAAUAAAUCCUUCAGUCGCCAUAAGAGAUAUCCUACUACUAAUAAUCAUCCUUAUCAAUUAGCUCCACGAAUUCCAUUAGGAUCGUCAACUUUUAAAAAUCCAUCAUCAACUUUAAGAAAUCCAUCAGCAGCAUCAACUCCAAGGUAUUCAUCUAACAACAAUUCGAACACUUCUAAAAAAAAAACUUGGUCUAAUUCCAAUUACCGUACACCAGCUGACAAUAAUAUUCUGAAUCGUUCUGGAAUGUCUAAAUGAACAUUGGAUAAUAAUAAUAAUAAUAUCUUACAUAUUUUAUAUUUCAUAAUAUCUAAUGCAAAUUAUUGUAAAUAUUAAUAGGAAUAGUACUAAAUUUACAAAUUUUUAUUAUACAUUAAUUUUUUUUUUUUUAAACUAAAUAUUAGUAUGAUUUUAGUGUUUAUUCUAUAUAUAUACUAAGUUAAUUAUUUUGUGUUUGAAAUUAAUCUAUAGAUUAUUAUUCUGUAAAUAACUUAUAAAAAAUUAUGAACAUGAUUUACAUAAUAUAUAUUAUAUAAUAAUACUGGUUGGUCAUUAUUGUUUAACUAUCAAUUACCAUAAAAAAACUUUCUAUAAAAACUUACAACAAUAACCUUGUUAACAAAAAAAUACAUGUUUACUUUUUACUUAAAUAGACAAAUAAACUCUCAUUUUAACCUGGUUAUAAAAUAUUUAUAUAGUUGAAGCAAUAUAACAAUAAAAAAAAUUACAGUAUAUUAUUAGUAUAUUUAAUUGCUAUCAAAGUGUAUUUAUACUUUAAAUAGUUAUGUUUAGUAACUUAACUUCUAUUUUGAAACAACAUGAUCAAAAUAAUAAAGCAAUACUUAAAUAAUGAAUUUUGAAAAUUCCAUUCUAAAUUAAAUUAAAAAAUAAUAAUUUGCAGGAACACUGGUUUAAGAAAAGAUAUAUCAUCAGACAAAACUACACGGAGAGAUAUCAUGUGUAAUGCAUUGGUUGUGGAAGAAGAUUAUUUUGUUGCUCCAGCAAAUAAAAAAGUUUAA